AAGGGCAGGGGAGGCAGCGGCCGCGACCAGCUGCACUGUCGCAGUGACCAGCGAGGCAACCAGCGGGAGAGACGAGCCGAGGAGGAGGGCCGCCAUUUUAAAACCUUCCCCCUCCCUCUCCGAUCCCUCUCCUCGCCCCGCCCCACGAAUCCCAGCCUCGCAUUCGCCUCCGGCUGACGGCGCAAGCGGCGGCGAAACCCGCCCGCACCGUUUCCGUCCCUCUCUAGCCGUUGCGCGGCGGUUGUUCGUGUGGGGGCGCCGUGGUGGGCUGACCCGAGGUGGGGUUGUCGCUAGGGUUUUUGGGGGCGCGCCGGCAUGGGGGAGCGGUACAACAUGGAGACGCCCUUCGGGGUGAAGGGGCUGCACCGGGUGCUGCAGCGAGUCGCCAGCCACACCCACGCCUUCGAGGUGGGCUCCUACUUCCUGCAGGGCUACUACAACGUGCUGGCCAACUGCCCGGAGCGGGCGUUCGAAUUCUACAAGGGUGGCAGCACUGCGGUGAGGCUGGACUGCCAGACGAUGAAAUCCUCGAUCGCGGGGACUGUUCAGGAAAUCAAUGACAUGAUCAUAUCAAUGAAUAUACGCAAGGUUGAGGUCAAAACAGCUAAUUUCGUGGAGUCAUGGGGUGGGGCUAUCCAGAUGUUGGUUACUGGCCUAGUGCAAUUAAAGGACUACCCCAUUCGCAAGAGAUUUGCUCAGACUAUGCUUCUUGCUCCUCAGGAUAAUGGAUAUUUUGUAUUCAGUGACAUCUUUAAGCUCAUCUGUGAUGAGUAUGAUUACUAUGAAGUUGCUGAUUACAAUCGUACUGACAACAUUACCCAGAUUGAUGCUCAUAAUACCAUGACUGAAACAGCUUCUGAUUGUAUGCUUGAAGAUUUCGAGGCAAAGGAGGCUUUUGCUUCUGUUGAUUUUGAGGAAAGGGACCCUGCUUCUAUGCCUGAUUAUCAGGAAGUUCAGCAGCAAGAUACUUUGGAUUAUGGGGCUGUGAUUGAUGAUAAUUCACCUUCCGAAGAGCCUACUCCCUUGCUUCUCAGUUCAACUGACUGUAAACAGGAUGCACCUCUUGACCAUAUAGUCCAUCCUUCCACGCUUACCCCUGAGGAAGAGCCUAUGGGAGAACCAGCCAAACAAACAUAUGCUUCAGUGCUGCGAACAAAGGGACACCCUAGCCAUCAGGCCAUGAUGAGGACUGUGGAGUCACAACAGAAUGGACAGAUGACUAAGCAGGUUCAGCCUGUGCAUGAAAAAUCUAACUUGGACACCCAUCAUGAUGCUAGUGUCCCUGAGGAUGACGAAGAGUUUUUGUCAGUUUAUGUUGGGAACCUUUCUCCAUCUACGUCAGUCUUUGAUCUUGAGAAGGUAUUCCAGGCUUUUGGAAAAAUUAGACCUGAUGGAGUUGCCAUUCGAAGCCGCAAGGAGGCUGGAGUUUUCUUUGGUUUUGUUGAGUAUGAAGACAUGUCUGGUAUCCAGAAUGCUUUGAGUGCAUCUCCAAUAGAACUGAAUGGUCGCCUAGUACAUGUUGAGGAGAGGAGGCCUAACAGUGGAAUCUAUCGUGGAGGUGGAGCAAGACGGGGGAGAGGAAGAGCUGCUGAUUUCUCCAGGGGUCAAUCAGGUGGGCGGUAUGAUGGGGAUUAUGCUACUCGGUCGAAGGGAAACGGUUACCAAAGAAGGGGUUGACGCCAGUACGAUGGCUGCAGCCAAUUUCUCAUCUGCUAUGCUGGUGAACGGUCGUACCCCUUCUCAACAUGGUCCGGUCCGGCCAUAUUUUUGUCACAACAAAGCGUAAUAUUAGGUGGUAGUCAUUUUUGGAUGGGCUGCUGUUACCAUUUUGUUACAGUUUCUGCCGUCGUCCGGUCAGAACAAAACCUCAGUUGCAACGACCCGGAAAGAUUCCAUGAUGCUAUCGAUGACAUGGUGCCCGACUGUCCGUUGAGAACACCAUUGAAAAGUUUCUGGUUUCAGUGAUAUGUUUUAGGAAUCCUGCCAUGUGCUUGUAGUAUGGCAGCGGCUGGCGAGUUUCCUGCCUUGCGAAUAGCUUGAUUAAAACUUGUGUUCCGAUCAAAUGUUUAAAAUUUUUAAUUUCAUCAAUUAAAUUCAGUCAUUGUCUUUAGAUGAUAAUGUCAAGGCAUGUACACGUAAGUCAAAAAGCC
Molecule: messenger RNA, 2150 nt
Organism: Oryza brachyantha (malo sina)
Lineage: Eukaryota; Viridiplantae; Streptophyta; Magnoliopsida; Poales; Poaceae
Product: nuclear transport factor 2-like
Exons: 9
Coding region: 316-1677 (453 amino acids)
Cellular component (GO): cytosol; ribonucleoprotein complex
Molecular function (GO): mRNA binding
Source: RefSeq, a predicted model, not a curated record